CGUCGUUGUCGAGAGAGCUGCGUCAACCUGACUAGGCCCAAUAGCACAGAAGCGCAGCCCAGUGUUCACGAACCCAACCUCCGCGCUGACCCAAAGCCUAUCCUUUUGCCCUGUUCACUGUCCUCCUACACACUGCGCCCGUUGUCUGCUGCAGCGUCUGUCUUGCUCGCCCCUGCUGCAGUCAUCGCGUGAAGCUGCGUUCGCACCCAGCAUCCCUCGUGGCUCACACGCCCAAGCCCCCGCUGCGAGCACUGUACGUGCACCGUACGCCAGCCAGGCCCGUGUCGCAUCCCGCAUUCGUGCUCGCCUACCGGUGCUGUCAUCGUCUGCAGGCCGCGCUGCAGCGCAGUGCCCCUCAUAGGAGCUGCCCGGUACUGCGACGCCGCACUGCAAUUCGGCAUGCAACGCGCGCAUUGACUGCGUCACAGCUGAAGCGGCUGCCUUUUGCGACCCUGCUCGCACCACCUAUACCCUCUCGACACGCACCCGCCCUGCGACAUGGAUCAGCAGUGGACUGCCUACUCCGAAGCGCCGGAUGCCAGCCGCCAGGCGCGGUAUGCUCCACACGGGACGACCCCCUCGCAACUUACGCAACGAGACGCCAGCGCGUCUGCGCAACUUAAGCAGAACCCGUACGCAUCGCCUUCUGCGCCCUCGCGCUCCAGCACUAUUGCGCUGCAGUCCCCCAGUCAGCCUUCCAGCCGCGGCCCCGACUUCAACGACAACGACGGCGACGUGAAGAUGGAAGACGCCGAUCCCUACAAGCCCAAGUACAACACACAACGGCCCAACCAGCACCGUCAGUCGCAGCAGUUCCUGCAGCAGGAGGAAAGCGCCGCAGCCCGCAGAUACUCGCCUAUGAAUAUGUCGCCUACCUCGCCCUAUGCCGGCGGCACGCAGCACGGUGGUCAGACCUAUACGAGCUUCACCCCGCAGGUCCAGAGCAACAGCAAUCGCGCAAGUCCCACGCGCAACAACCCGUACAUGUCGCCGCCAAACAGCUACUACUCCCCUCCAUCAUCGCGCCCAAACGCACCCCAGCUGCCGCCCAUCCAGUCCAACAUGAGCCCCGAGAGCUUUUAUCCCCAGUCUGCCACUGCGCAACUGAACGCCGUCUAUAACAGAGACCAGCGUUCGCCACGGACGUCAACGAACGCCAAUCCCCCGCAAUUGCCCUUAAUGGGACGCGGGCCUGUGCCACAGUUCGAGAAGUGCACCAACACUGCCGACCUGGUGCCCAAGAUCAAUGCGCAACCUCCGUUUCGGCGUGCAAACCCAGAGGGCGGUUUCAUCAGCCCCCUACAGGCACUUACAUGCCAUCUACCUAUGACCUAUAAGCUGUGCAACGCCGGCUUCAACUACCAGGCUACACGCAACCCGCGUCGAGUCCUUACCAAGCCCAGCAAAGGCGUCAAGAACGACGGCUACGACAACGAGGACAGCGAUUACAUCCUCUACGUCAACGACAUAUUGGGGUCGGAGGAAUCAGGGCACAAGAACCGUUACCUCAUCCUUGAUGUGCUCGGCCAGGGAACGUUUGGACAGGUCGUCAAGUGCCAGAAUCUCAAGACACAGGAGGUGGUUGCAGUCAAGGUCAUCAAGAACAGAACGGCAUACUUCAAUCAGAGUAUGAUGGAAGUUUCGGUGCUUGACUUGUUGAACAAGCAGAUGGAUAAGAACGACGACCACCACCUGCUAAGGCUGAAAGACACGUUCAUCCACCGACAACAUCUGUGUCUUGUGUUCGAACUGCUGAGCGUCAACUUGUAUGAGUUGAUCAAGCAGAACCAAUUCCGUGGCCUGUCGACAACGUUGGUGCGUGUCUUUGCUCAACAGCUGAUCAACGGUCUUGCGUUGCUGGGUAAGGCGAAGUUGAUCCAUUGUGAUCUGAAACCGGAGAACAUUCUGCUGAAGAACCUCGAAAGUCCUAUCAUCAAGAUCAUCGAUUUUGGUUCCGCGUGCGAUGAGCGACAGACAGUCUACACGUACAUCCAAUCGCGAUUCUAUCGAUCACCUGAGGUGCUGCUCGGCCUGCCAUACUCAGCAGCAAUCGACAUGUGGUCGCUAGGCUGCAUUGUUGUGGAGUUAUUCCUUGGGCUGCCGUUGUUUCCAGGAUCUUCUGAGUACAAUCAGGUUUCCAGGAUUACAGAAAUGUUAGGCCUCGCGCCACAGUGGAUGCUAGAAAUGGGCAAGCAGUCUGGCGAAUUCUUCGAGAAGACUCAGGAUGAGUAUGGACGUAAGAACUACCGGCUCAAGUCCAUGGAGCAAUACUCAAGGGAACACGGUACAAAAGAGCAACCCAGCAAGAAGUACUUCUCGGCCACAACGCUUCCAGACAUCAUCAGGAACUACCCCAUGCCAAGGAAGAACAUGAAGCCGAAUGAGAUCGAGCGCGAAAUGGCGAACCGAGCCGCUUUUAUCGACUUUGCACAAGGAUUGUUGAAUCUCAACCCCCUCGAAAGAUGGACGCCAGCUCAAGCGAAGCUGCACCCGUUCAUUACGCAAGCCAAAUUCACCGGCCCGUUCGUUCCCCCAAUGACUUUGAAGUCGAGCUCGAGCCGCUCUCCAGCACCUGGCGUCCAAGAACAGCAACGCUUCGAGGGCAUGGCCAAACAGCGGGCCCAGCAACAACAACAAGCUCUUGCUGCACAACAGGCCCAGGCUGCGCAAAAUGCAGCAUUUGCCAACAUGCAAAUGAAUCAGUAUGCUGCGCAAAAUCCACAUGCGCAACCGAAUCCGUACAACAACAUGUACGCGCCAAAUCAUCAGGGUGCGCCCCCACCUUACCCGGCGCAGGCAGCGCCGUACGCGCAACAGAUUCCUGCAAUGCAGCCACAGCAGCCGCAGCAGCCUCGGCAGUAUGCUCAGCCACAGAAUCUGUACACGCAAGCGACAACGCGUGCUGGACGACAACGGGCAUCUACUAUGGACCAACAGCAGGCGACCCCAUCUGGGAUACCUCCAGCUUUGCAAAGAGUGAUGAGUCAUCUGGAUCCGAAUGCGCCAGUCAGGCUGCAGCCCGCAAGCAGCGCCAGACGGCGAGGCUCUCGUACAGGCAAUGCACAGCGGAAUCAUAACUUUGUUCGCAACCUUGAAGAUCGAACUCUGGAAGAAGGCUUUAUGCAACAGCCACACUGGCAAUGA
Messenger RNA from Boeremia exigua, 3144 nucleotides. RefSeq names its product kinase-like domain-containing protein. The transcript is spliced from 7 exons. The coding region runs from base 499 to 3144 and encodes 881 amino acids. The record is from RefSeq and is a predicted model, not a curated record. Gene Ontology annotation, cellular component: cytoplasm; nucleus. Gene Ontology annotation, biological process: peptidyl-threonine phosphorylation; peptidyl-serine phosphorylation. NCBI's taxonomy places the organism in Eukaryota, Fungi, Ascomycota, Dothideomycetes, Pleosporales, Didymellaceae. Gene Ontology annotation, molecular function: ATP binding; protein serine/threonine kinase activity; protein tyrosine kinase activity.